AUGAAGCGUGGUCAUUAUGACGUCGACACCGUUCUUCCCGAGAUGGAACAAGAUUAUAAGAAACGUAAAUUGACUAUUCCAGUUAGUACCGUGCGCAAGAUGAAUAAUACAGAGGUUGUUGAAAUGAUGAGAAAUGUUGGUCUUGAUGAGAAUACUAUUAAAUGUUUGGACCAAACAUUCACAGGUGCUCUAGUUUUUUUAACCGUAUUAUUCCUUAAAGAUAUCAUGAAAAGAGAAGAAGAACAUGGAUGGUGGAAAGAAGCACUUGAUGAAAUUCUUCCUAGCUGUAACAAUAAUAUGAAGGCUGCAGAGGAAAUAAUUUGUUUGUUAGUCAGACUAUAUGUGCCAAGAGAACAAGAUUUGGGGUGGGUUGAAGCUAAACUCUCUAAGGUUGAUAGGAAUGGAACAAAUUGGGUUAAUGAAUUGUACGAUGAGGCAUUCGAAUAUGUUAAAUCAUUUGAUUCGCAAAGACCAUUAGAACCAAUAGAAGAAUUCAUUGAGAAGAACUUCAAAUCUGAUAAUGUGAAAUACUGCUCUCUCAAUUUGGUUUCACAUGAGACAUUUGCCGGACCACUUCCAAUCAAAUUUGGAACUCUUGCAAAACAUUAUUUACCUUUUAUUCCAUCUCUUCAAAUUGAAUCCAACAAUGAUAAGAUAUUGGAACGAACAAGUUGUAAAACAGUAACAACCAUUAUUGCACCUUCUGGAACAGGGAAAACAUCUUUAAUGAUUAGAAGACUUUGUAAAACAGCAGGGCUUCUAUUGACAGGUACAGCUACAUAUGAACAUGACAGCCACGAAACAACUGAUUCAACAAUAAGAACCUUGAUUAGUUGUUUGAACUCAAGAGUUAAUGCUUUCGGUUACAUUCGACAUGCUGUUCAAAUAUUAUUGAUUUCCAAGUUGACCUAUCUUCUUCUAUUGAUUGAAAAAAACCUUUUAGCCUACCUCGAUAAGAAGUCAUCAUCAACAAAGGCUAAUAAUGCUGAAAAUAAAGAGGAUGGAAAAAGUGUUACAGUUAUUGAUUCAAUGUUAGAUUUGGAUUGGGAGGAAGAUUUUUCUACGGGUUUACUCUCCGAUGAUGAGGUUAAUCAAUAUUUGAGGGAAAUUAAUAAAUCAUCAAUGAAGAAUGCGAAUGGGAAAUCAUUGAAGAAUUGGACUGAUUCGGAAUUGAUGGUUUAUCUUGCUUUUAAUCAAAUUCCUGAGAAUGUUGUAUUGAAAUUAUUUGAGAAACAUAUUGGAGGUGAUUAUUUUGUGACUAGUAAUGUUACUCAUGAACAACUUGCAAUAGAUUGUUCUAUUGAUGAGGAA
Naegleria gruberi is the source of this 1311-nucleotide messenger RNA. RefSeq lists its product as uncharacterized. NCBI's taxonomy places the organism in Eukaryota, Heterolobosea, Eutetramitea, Acrasida, Naegleriidae. The annotation marks the transcript as partial. The record is from RefSeq and is a predicted model, not a curated record. The transcript has 3 exons.